Molecule: messenger RNA, 2348 nt
Organism: Linum tenue
Lineage: Eukaryota; Viridiplantae; Streptophyta; Magnoliopsida; Malpighiales; Linaceae
Source: the annotation of a GenBank genome assembly
AAGUUUUUGAGAUUACUCCAAAAGAAAGUAGACGGAAAAAAUAUAAUAAACAAAACCCAGAGCAAUGAAGAAAAUGCUGUUGGUAGUGGUGGGAAAAUGGGAAUGGGGGUGAGAAACUACUAACUAGAGAGAGAAACAAACAUGCAUUGAGAGAAGGAGAGAGAAAGCAAGGAGCUGGUCGUUUCAUUUCCCUGUACCCAUUAGAGAUUGAGAAACAGAGACUGAGAAAGUGAGCUUCUUUGCUGUAAUUUUACAGAGCAAAAGAACUGAAAAGAGAAAGGAAAGGAAAGCAAAGAAAAGAUAUUUCUCCGUUCUGUGGUAAAGAUGGAGAUUAAGUUGAGAAGAAGAAGCAGAGCUCAGUAAAGAAAGGUUCACCAAUUGCAACCUCCUUCGUUCUUCUUGGGUUAGUUUCUUUUUCAUGGCGAUUGUUUUGUUGGCUUGUGUGAUUCUUUAUUGGCCUGCAGACAAGUCAGUAGCCCUUGCAGGAUUUUUUUUUAAAGUUUAUAUUCCAGUGUUUGAUAUCUCUAGCGUCUUUUGGGUGGAGUUUUCAAUGGUGGAUUCUUUCUUUUUUAUUAAUAGUUGUUGCUGUUUGUGAGCCAUCGCCAACCAAUUUCUCAUUAUUCCCGGCAAGCUUUUGAUAUCUGGGUUUUGCAUGCAAGGUAUUUGAUGAAAUGGGUCAGUGGAAGGUUUUAGUGGGAUGGCGAUGAAACCAAGAGUUAGCUUUUACUAAUCGUCUUCUUUCUAAUUGAGUUUCUCGUUUUAUUGCUAAUUCAAUCUUCUUGAUUUCUACUUCCGAAUCUCUGAUUGCUUAGUAGUGGUCUGUUAGUGUUCUAAUUUGAAUUUCGGCUUCCUGGAUACAGUGAUUCAAGCAAAAAGGAUUCUGACCUCCUAGAUAACCUCCAUAGUUCCGCUGAGUUGGAGUUUUCGAACAUGGGAGUUCAGCAACAUCAUUUCUAUGGCACCAAGCCACUGAAAUUUCAAUUUCAAGACCAGGAUUCGUGCUCGAGUCAAUCGACUGGUCAAUCAUACCCUGAAGUCGGAAACAUGGGAGAAGCAACUGAUGAAGCUUGUGGAAAGCCAGUGGGUGGUGGUCAGACUGGUAAACUAUACUCACAAGUAGGACCUCAGGAGUUCAUCUUCCCUGCUUAUCAAGUUGACUAUGGCCAAUCUGUUGCACGUAUUCCACUCGCCUAUGCUGAACCAUAUUAUGGGGGUAUCCUAGCUGCUUAUUCACCAACGGUCCACAUUUACUGUCAGAAGUAUCAUUGGUUUAAUGCCUCCGUCGGGAUUCAUUUGGACAAUUGUUUGCGGCCGAUGUUGCCAGUGCUAAGUUGGGCUGCCUGUCUGAAGCCAGAUCAUGAAGUUCAAGGGUUCAUUUCAGGGAAAAGCAGAGUUCAGGUCCAUCCCUCACAAGUAUUUGGAACGGCUGCAACUCGAGUGCCCCUUCCUCUUGAUCUGACUGAAGAUGAACCCAUCUUUGUCAAUGCCAAACAGUACAACGCGAUCCUCAGGAGGAGGCGCUACCGCGCGAAGCUCGAAGCUCAGAACCGGCUGGCCAAAAAUCGUAAGGUAAAUGCAAACGCUGUGAUUCCGUAUCUUCAUGAGUCAAGGCAUCUUCAUGCAAUGAGGAGGGCUAGGGGUACCGGUGGACGUUUCCUCAACACAAAAACACCAGAUGAAGAUUCUUCGAGGCACGAGCUCACAGGAUACGGCCAGCCUAGAUCAUCCGGUAACUACCCGGAGUCCUCUGAAGUUCAUCGGGGGGAGAAUCGUCGAGAUGGUUGUGCUUCGACCACCUCUUGCUCCGACAUCACCUCCAACAAUGACGACGAUGGGGCAUUCCACCAGCAAGAGUUCAGGUUCUCCGGAUACCUGGCAUCAUCGUCUCACGUCGGUGGGACCAUUCAAGGGCGCUGCGUCCACUAAGAGAGAGGGGGAAAGAAGAGAGGGCCUCUAUGCAGCUCAUCUCAUCACCUCUCUCCCUCACGGGGCUCAUUGCCCUCUGGGAAGUCAUCCUUGGCUCAGUUCGUUUCUGUGUAAUUCGAGUUCGUUUUGCUUGCUUGUCAAGAAGUUAUUGAUGCUUGAUUGCCUUCUUUCUCAGAACUUAUUAAUCAGUCGUGCUUUGUAUUUUGCAUUUGUGCCAAAAAAAACUCUUGUCUGGACUAUGGAGGCUCGAGUAAUUGAUUGUGAAUGGUAACUCUGUUCUGGAGGUUCUGCUUGUGAUAUCGCUUUCCCUCCCGGAAGCCGUGCUUGCCGGAAUAUGUGGCCGCCGGUCAUCCUGCCGGGCUGGUUCUUUCCACUUCUCAUUUCUCAAUCUCUUUUGCUGGAUUAUUUAUGUUGUUUUUUUA